Molecule: messenger RNA, 498 nt
Organism: Chaetura pelagica (chimney swift)
Lineage: Eukaryota; Metazoa; Chordata; Aves; Apodiformes; Apodidae
Product: DNA-directed RNA polymerases I and III subunit RPAC2-like
Exons: 6
Coding region: 1-498 (165 amino acids)
Biological process (GO): DNA-templated transcription
Cellular component (GO): RNA polymerase III complex; RNA polymerase I complex
Molecular function (GO): protein dimerization activity; DNA-directed RNA polymerase activity; DNA binding
Source: RefSeq, a predicted model, not a curated record
AUGGACCAGCCCAAGUUUGGCUUCCUCUCUGCCUGCACAGCUACCUCAGCCCUGCCCUGCGGGCCGCUGGGUUUCCCCAGCGGGUCUGCGGGCAUUGGGGGCCGAGGGACGGGCAGGGAAGGGGAGCAACGCGCCUUCCCUGGGGUGGCCGGGCCGGCCCUGCAGGGAGAGGCCGGGGCUGUUCCGGAGCGGGUCCAGGCGGAUGGGACGGACGGGAACUGUGUCACGUUCGUGCUGCACGACGAGGAUCACACUCUGGGCAACUCCCUCCGGUACAUGGUCAUGAAGAACCCUGAUGUGGAGUUCUGUGGCUACUGCAUCACACACCCCUCUGAGAGCAAGAUCAACUUCAGGAUCCAGACCAGAGGGGCCCUUCCUGCUGUUGAGCCAUUCCGGAAAGGGCUGAACGACCUGAUGGGUGUUUGUCAACAUGUGCUCAACACCUUUGAGAGGAGCAUGAAGGAAUACAGGGCCCAGAGGGAGGAGGAGAUGCAGUAG